This is a messenger RNA of Hydra vulgaris (swiftwater hydra), 2577 nucleotides long. Its product is annotated as death-associated protein kinase 2. Gene Ontology annotation, biological process: positive regulation of apoptotic process; protein phosphorylation; intracellular signal transduction. The record is from RefSeq and is a predicted model, not a curated record. NCBI's taxonomy places the organism in Eukaryota, Metazoa, Cnidaria, Hydrozoa, Anthoathecata, Hydridae. Gene Ontology annotation, molecular function: ATP binding; protein serine/threonine kinase activity. Gene Ontology annotation, cellular component: nucleus.
ACAUUUAAGUAUUAUCAAAAACAUUUGAAUUUAUUUUUACUCUUAAAUGGUGUAUACUGUGAGUAUAUUAAUAAUUGUACUUGAAUACUAAAUAUUCAAGUAUUGCUCUCAUGAUUUCGUUACGUGUUUGUUUUGGAAUCUUUAAAUAGAGAAGAUGGAGAGCAGUUAACAUUGAUAGUAAGAUGAAAAUCCCAGUUGGAUCAAUUUAGUUGUUUGUUAAGUGAAUGAUUCUUGAAUAAAGUUUGUUUUUCAGAAAAGAAGUCAACGCUUAUUUACCAAAACAAAUAGGUGAUGUCAGCGACAGUUCAAUGCCGAAAUGAAAAAUUUGAAGACUUUUAUGAUGUUAUGCAAGAAUUAGGAAGGGGACAGUUUGCUGUUGUAAAAAAAUGCAUUUCAAAGGAAAAUAACCAAGAGGUUGCAGCUAAGUUUAUAAAAGUUAAAAGAUCUAAAGCCAGUAAAAAUGGUUUAAGUAAAGAGCUGAUUGAAAGAGAAGCUGGAAUUCUUUUUUCCGUCGAUCAUUCAAAAAUAAUUAAACUUUAUGACUUGUUUGAUAUUGGUACCGAAAUUGUGCUUGUAUUAGAAUUAUUAUCAGGUGGAGAAUUGUUUGACAAAAUAUGCGAGUGUGAGUUUUUAAAAGAAGUUGAUGCAUGCUUUUAUAUGAAGCAAGUCCUGGAAGCUGUUUAUCACAUUCAUAGUUUGAAUAUUGUUCACUUAGAUAUAAAGCCAGAAAACAUUGUAUUACAAUCCAAAAAUCGCAAUGAAAUCAAGCUGGUUGAUUUUGGGCUUGCGCAAAGAUUGACUCCAGGAAAAGAUUUAAAAGAAAUGAUGGGUACCCCUGAAUUUGUUGCUCCAGAAAUUGUUAGUUAUGAAACUAUAGGAUGUUACACAGAUAUGUGGGCGAUUGGUGUCUUGGCAUUUAUACUUCUAAGUGGUUGCUCUCCAUUUCUUGGUGAGAAUAAUCAAGAAACUUAUGAAGCUAUUGUUAAAGUUGAUUACGAUUUUGAAGACGAUUCAUUUGAACAAAUAUCAUGCCACGCAAAAGAUUUCAUUUCCGGUCUACUUGUCAAACAACCUGCAGAUAGAUUGACGGCAGAAGAAUGUCUUAAACAUGAUUGGCUUGUAUACAUGUCAGCACCUCGUGCUCGAACUGAAUCUGUAUUUAUAACGACUGCAAAGCUGAAGCGAUACCUGGCUAAAAGAAGAUGGCAGCAAUCUUUUCAAAAAUUAAAUGCAAUCAAUCGAUUCUCAAAAUUCAUGAAAAAAAUUCCAGAUGAAGAGAAAAUUACCGAAGAAAUUUCGUUCGAACCUCAGGAAAACCUCUCAAUAAUAAAAAAAAUGAAUGAUCAAACAAACUUAGAUGAUAAACCAAAACUAGAUUACCAAGAAAAUCUCAGUUCAAUCCAUCAAACCAAAAAACCGUUCGAAAAUUUUUCUAAAUUUAAUGGUAACCUUUUAAAUGGAACUUCUACUUAUUCUAUGUUACUUACUCAACCGUCAAUGGAAGAAACAACUGGAAGCUCUGAAAAUAUCCUAUACAAUGAGAUUAAUAAAGAUGAAAAUCAAAACGUUCAGCAAAAAUUGAUUCCAACAUUACCAAUCCAUGAAGACGCAGAAAAGCAAGAAAACAAUAGAAAAAUUAGCUUAGCUAAGCGAAAAUAUAGUAGAGAAACUCAAGUUCGGUACACAGAACUGAGGAAGGAAGAAGAGUUUGUAUUGAUAGCAUCAGAAGUAGUGGAAGAAGUAGAAUCUGAAGAUGAAGUAGAUAAUAAAACUACAGAACUUUCUCAUUCUCUUGUUGACAAUAAUUCAAACAUAAUAAGCGCAAUAGAUCAAAAUAAUGAAACUCAAAAUCCCCCUGAUGACCAAGAUCAAAGUUAUAACAACGAAAAGUAUGAUACUUUUGAAACAAAUCGAAAAAGCAGUUUUCGUAAAAAAGCUGUUUUUGUUGACCAUAAAAACUUAAUCAAUAACCAACUAAGUGAGAGAAAAGACCGAUCAGUUUCAUUUACCGAAAGUAAAAAAAUGGACAUUAUUGAAGAUUGCGAGAUUGAAGAAGUAGAAGGCAAUUUAGAAAAUGAUAAAAAAGGAGACGAAAACAAAACGCAUGAAAAAAAAACUCGAAAGCACGUCAUUUGCGCAAAGACAAUUGGCAUGGAGCAUUUAAUUGACAUUAUUCUUAUGGAUGAUCCAAAAGAGACUCCUGUUAUAAAGCAAUCUCCGAUAGCUCCGAUUCUCACGUCAAUACCAAAUGGUAUUAAAGUUUAUAAAGAAACAUCCGUUUAAUUCUCAAACCAGAUGUUUGUUAGAUUGGUAAUAAAAGCGUAUUCUGCUGAUCUAGUUAUUUAUUAAAAAAUAUAUAUCAGCAAUUUAUAAUAAAAGUAUUGGCAGCACAUUGGUAUUUUUAAGUUGAAAGAACUUGUAAAUAAAAAGAAAAAUGUGUAUGGGAUAUUCUAUUAAUAUUGCUUUCAAAUAACUCAUUUAUAAGAAAUCAAAUCUAAGAACGUUGAAUAUUUUCUAACCAAAAGCUGUUAUUACAGUAAAACAAUUUUUUUAUAAAGUAACUAAAGCUUACUAUUU